Molecule: messenger RNA, 1428 nt
Organism: Heteronotia binoei (common prickly gecko)
Lineage: Eukaryota; Metazoa; Chordata; Lepidosauria; Squamata; Gekkonidae
Product: ferritin heavy chain A-like
Exons: 2
Coding region: 636-1169 (177 amino acids)
Biological process (GO): iron ion transport; intracellular iron ion homeostasis
Cellular component (GO): cytoplasm
Molecular function (GO): ferric iron binding; ferrous iron binding
Source: RefSeq, a predicted model, not a curated record
AGACUCCUCUAGGCUCCGCUGGGUGCCAGUUGGCCUUCAGGAAAUCAUUAUUGCCCUUUACCAUACUUUAUAAAAGAACAGAAUCAAUAGCAAAGUGUCCCUUUCACUUGAAAUCCAUAAUGGAAAGAUAAGGAAGGGGAGGAGAUCGGGAGAGUGCUACAGGGAGCAGCAGGAGGAGUGGAAAUGCUUGGGCAGCUAGGCAAGAAAACGAAGGCCAGCACGCUUAGCUCAUUAGAGGUCUGACCCUAUAAAAGGCAGACAGGAUCCCUCUGGGGCUUGCUCCUGGGUUGUCUUUCACAGCGCUUUGAACAGGGGAGCUGGUCUUAGGAGUUCAGCACGGGAGGUCAAGGGGCACAGGAGGAGAGAACCCCGUAAGUCCGAGUUUCCCAAGAAGGGGCUGCACAUCAGUGAGGAGGGUGGUGUCCUGCUGUGUCCUUCCUGUGACAGAAAUCUGCACUAGUCCAGUGUUUGAACGGAACCCGGUUCCACCACCUUCUUCCUGCUGAGAAUUUCCUGGCGUUCUUGGGAACUCUUGCUUUGAUCCAGAGAAACACCAACUGCCAGCCAACAGAUCCCUUUUUGAAUCACCCAGGCCAGACACCUUUUUAUCCGAACCUCCCAGCUAAACCGGAGCCAUGGCUUCCCAGAUCCGCCUGAAUUACCACCAAGACUGCGAAGCGGCCAUCAACCGCAUGGCCAACAUGAUGUUUGUUGCCGGCUACAUCUAUCUCUCCAUGUCUUCCUACUUCGACCGUGAUGACGUUGCCCUGCGCAACGUUGCCAAGUUCUUCCGGUCGCAGUCUCAUGAAGACCGGGAAGAUGCUGACAAGCUGCUUUGGUACCAGAUCCAGCGUGGUGGCCGAAUUUUCCUUCAAGAUAUCAAGAAGCCAGAACGUGAUGACUGGGGCACAACUUUUGAUGCAAUGCAGGCAGCCCUCCAAGUGGAAAAGAAUGUGAGCCAGGCCCUUCUGGACCUGCACCGCCUGGCAAACAACCAUGGAGACCCCCAUCUCUGUGACUUCCUGGAGACUCACUAUCUUGAUAAACAAGUCAAAGCGAUCAAGGUCCUGGGUGACUAUAUCACUAACCUCCGGCGGAUGGGAGCAUCCCAGGGGGGACUUGGAGAGUAUCUCUUUGACAAGCACGGCCUAGAAGAGAGCAGCAGCUGAGUGUGGCAUGCCUCCCCCCCUUCAUAUUCCUGGGCGCACCGCCUCUGUGAACCCACAGAUUGUACCCACCGCCAUCACAAUAGCCGUGCCCCAGUCAAGGAGGUUGCACCUGCCAACUCUCAAUUGGCAUGCUUCCAAUAAACAAGGAUUCGCCAGUUUAAAAAGAAAGCAUUGAUUCAGUGUGCUGAAGCAGAGAAAAAGUCAAACUCUGUGAUAAGGAUUAUUAGAAAAGUUAUUGGUAAUAAAAUGACCGAUAGUA